CGUGUGAUGGGGAAGGGUGGAAGUUAGCGCUGUGGCUAGGAUCCUCAUUGGUCGGCUGGAACGUGGGCGCCGUGCCCUCGCGACGCUAACGCAGCGACGGAACGCAACGCCUUGGUCCGAUUCCCAAAAUGGCGCCGCGCAGGGAGCGAAGGUGUUGUCGUUAGUGGCCUCGCAGUGCUGCGGGGGGUUCGCGCGCUUGAUUUCUGCUGUCUGAAAAUCCAUUGUCUGAAAACGUAUCAAGCAGGAACGAUUGUACUUCAAUAAAUGAAGGAGAAUAAAGAAAAUUCCAGCCCUUCUGUAAAUUUGGCAAACCUGGACCACACAAAACCAUGUUGGUACUGGGAUAAAAAAGAUCUGGCACAUACACCAUCACAGUUAGAAGGACUUGAUCCAGCUACUGAGGCACGAUACCGCCGAGAAGGAGCCAGAUUCAUAUUUGAUGUAGGAACACGUCUAGGACUACACUAUGACACUUUGGCAACUGGAAUAAUUUAUUUUCAUCGGUUUUAUAUGUUUCAUUCUUUUAAACAGUUUCCAAGAUAUGUGACUGGAGCCUGCUGUCUCUUCCUGGCAGGAAAAGUUGAAGAAACUCCCAAAAAAUGUAAAGAUAUAAUCAAAACAGCCCGUAGCUUACUAAAUGAUGUGCAGUUUGGACAGUUUGGUGAUGAUCCAAAGGAGGAAGUCAUGGUCCUGGAGAGAAUCUUAUUACAGACAAUAAAGUUUGAUUUACAAGUGGAACAUCCGUAUCAGUUUCUUCUCAAGUAUGCCAAACAACUCAAAGGUGAUAAAAACAAAAUUCAAAAACUGGUUCAAAUGGCAUGGACUUUUGUUAAUGACAGUCUCUGCACUACAUUGUCUCUGCAGUGGGAACCGGAGAUCAUAGCUGUUGCAGUUAUGUAUCUGGCAGGCCGUUUGUGCAAGUUUGAAAUUCAAGAGUGGACAUCAAAGCCAAUGUAUAGAAGAUGGUGGGAGCAGUUUGUUCAAGAUGUACCUGUUGAUGUUCUAGAAGACAUCUGUCACCAGAUUCUGGAUCUGUACUCGCAAGGGAAACAGCAAAUGCCUCAUCAUACUCCACACCAGCUACAGCAGCCACCAUCCCUUCAAUCUACACCUCAGGUGCCUCCAGUCCUACAGUCGCAGCAAUCUCAAAGUUCAGAGCAGUCACAGACACAGCAGCAAAAAGAGUCCCAGCAGUCAGUGCAACAGCAGCAACAAACACAAUCUAAGAAACCCUCUCCUCAGUCAAGUCCUCCAAGGCUGGCUAAACGUCCAGCGGCUGUAUCUCCCAAAGAAGAAACUAAGACAUCAGAACCGCCACCAUCUAAAAUUCCUAAAAUUGAGACUUCACACCCACCAAUACCACCUGUGCACCCACCUCCAGAACGUAAGCUUCCUUUGACAACUGCAGUUUCAAUGGGAGAAGCAGAACAAAGUACUACAGUGGAUUCUGUAGACAUACCAAAAGUCCAGAUUCCUCCUCCAGCUCAUCCUGCACCAGUACAUCAGCCACCACCUUUGCCUCAUCGUCCACCACCACCACCACCUUCCAGCUACAUAACUGGGAUGUCCACUACAAAUUCUUACAUGUCAGGGGAAGGUUAUCAGAGUCUUCAGUCAAUGAUGAAAACUGAAGCUCCAACCUAUGGAGCUUUGCCACCAGCUUAUGGACCACCAACUCACUUGCCGUAUCAUCCUCACGUGUAUCCUCCUAACCCCCCUCCACCUGUUCCUCCUCCGCCUACAUCAUUCCCACCUCCUAAUAUUCCACCACCUACUCCUGGGUACCCUCCUCCACCUACGUAUAAUCCUAACUUCCCACCUCCAAGACUGCCUCCCACUCAUCCACCUCCAGGGCUGGGAAUGCCCCCAACCAGUUAUCCCCCACCUACAGUUCCCCCUGGUGGACAACCACCUGUACCACCUCCAAUACCACCACCAGUUAUGCCGCCAGUUGCAGGACUUGGACGUGCUACAUGGAUGAGAUAGCAUGAGAAAGGUGUACAGUAACUUUGAGGAAUAGUUUAACAGGCACAAAUUAAUAGAGCAGUAACCAUAUUGUGAAAAUAAAUAGGAAGGUAAUUUGUAUAAUCUAGAUUCUGGUAUAGUAUAUAAAGACAUGGAACAGUGAAAUGGAAUCUUAGUUGACCUACUUACAGUAGUAUUGUUGAUGACAAGAUAUAUAGGCUUUAAUAUAGACACAGCAGAGCUAAUUAAUCUAACUGUAUGAUUUAAACUAAGUUGUCUGGCUUAAAUUGUCUGAGUUAUUUCAGCACUGGAUUACUUUGUACUUAGUGAAUUUAACCAGCCAUAUUGGCUCACUUAUAUCAGUAAGAAGUUCUUCUAGAAAUCAGUGCCUACUUUUAUGUAUCAAAAUUAGUCAGAUAUCCUGAAGUUCCAUCUAGACUUAAAAAAAAGCAUUGUCAUUAAGUAACUCUGAGAUGCUUAAUGUUAAGCAUCAGAGCUACUUUAUUUAAUAUGUAUAUAUUUACAACCCCUAGCUGACAAAUAAUUUUGAGAUGUUUGUUUUGGAAUGUACUGGUAUCUUGAAAAAUUAAAUGUUUACACCUAUUUGCAAAUUCUUGUACAUAAAUAUAUAUUUUCUAAGUGUGAAAAUCUGAAUGUAACAGCAUACUGUGAUUUACACCUGGGUUAAAAAUAGGACUGCUUCAUUCACUUGUACCCAAAUAAAUAGGAGCUGAAUUUAAUGGAUUUUCCAAGUUAUUUCAAAAAAAAUUUCCCAUUAAUAGUCUAAAAACUACUGUUCAUGUUUAUGCUGAUAAAAGAAAUCUUAUGUAGGUGUCUUACAUUUUAUACUAACUCAUUGAAAGAAUUGUUCAGCAGUGUUCUAUCAAAAUUCAGAAACAUCACAGCUCACUUACGAAGAAUGUACUUUAUUUUAUUCAACUGAAAGUAUACACUAUCACAAUCAUACUUCAUUUUUACUAAAAUAUUUCAAAUGAAUGUUUUACACAUAUCAAAAAUCUGAUUACUAUUCCCUCUCCCCCCCCCCCCCAAAAAAGCCAAAGUGGUUCAAUAAAAGGUAUAAAUGCGUGCUACUGUCUAAAGAUUUUGCUAUGUACACAACAGCGGGUGCUAAUUUAUUCCAGUUUCUUUUGUAAAUCAUAUACAGGAGGAAUGUAAGAUCACAUUUAACAGAAAUCAAACUUCAAACUGAUUUCCCAAAGCAGCUCAAAUAGACUUUCCUCGCAUUAUGAAAAAUAUACAAUUUUAUCACUUUACAGUCAUGCACUUUGAAAAAGAUCAGUAGUACUUUUUCCCCCUUCCCUCCCCAGUUUCUAAAAAGAUAAAAGGUCACUUUAACACUGAUUGAUAGCUAAUAUUUGGAUAAAAGUGUGCCAUUCUCAAAGUUGGGUUCAGCCAUGAAUCACCUGAAGUUGGUUACACCAUAGCAUUUCAAAAUGUUUGUGUGAAAAUGCUUGUAAGUUACUCACUCAAACCUUAAGGGCAAGAUUCUGCUUCCUUAAAGUGAGCAAAACUCACUUGAAGUCAAUGAAAACUUUGUUUCAGGGCUGCCUAAUUUGCAGCUUUUAAAUAUACUGGGGACAGUAACCCCUUGUAUGUAAAUUUCAUAGCCAUCAUUUGGGGGAGGGUGUCCCUCCAACUUACUAUAGAAAGUUUUUUCAGGUAGAUUUCACAGUAGACCUAGAGCAUAAUAAAGAGUGGAUUUAAAUGUGCAUAUAAAACAUGUUUUUAGACAACUGAAAGUUUAGCACCCAAGUCAUUCUGUAGCGUCAUUGAGUGUCAUUUUCCCCAAGGAAGAUACUUUAGCUCAAAUGGAGCUAAAUACCAAGUAGCAAACUUUAAAAAAAUUACAGCACUAACUUUCAUGUACCUCUAUAAAAAUCUACAAUGCACAGCUUUUGCAUAUGGGACUUGUGCUACCAAGUAGAAUCAUACAAAUAUAAUUCUACCCUACUUGUAUAAAGGUAGUAGUUUAACUAAGACUGUCCUCUAAGCCAGCUCUCUAGGGUAUACAGGCCAUAGGUUUAGUGCUGUUUCCCUUUUAAUUUAAAAGUUUGAGAUCUGCAGAAGAAACCAGAAUAGGGGUGGCCCUGGAAGCCACAAUUAAGAAUAUAUUUGGAUGUGUUGGUCAGAGCUAAUGAAAGUAGUAAACCGGCUAGUUGUGUUGAGAGAGCUCAUUCACUGCUUGGUUGUUAGGCUAAUCAAUUUGGAGACCAGCAAGCAUAUUAUCAAUGCAAUUAAUGCUCUACAAGCUUUACUGGCAACACUUCUGCUGCGUUAGUUGAAAUUUGUUGAACUAAAUCAAUUCUGGACACUAGCAUAAUUACAAUGGCCUUUCAUAUGGAUGGACUAAGCAGCCAUAUAUACAUCUGCUAGCUCAGAGGGGAAACCUUUUAUUUGCUGCCCUACUCUGAAAGUGCUUUUGUCCCUGCUCUUUAUGUGAAGAAAAAUCGCAGAAGAUAAGUAAGAAAAGGAACUGCUGGAUAUAGUCUAUACUAACAGGCCAAAAAAGGGCAAAAUGAAAAGUGAGGAAGAGGAAAUUCAGAAUUCCCUAGAGAUCAACUCUUAAAAGGCAGACAGUGUGCCAUUUUCUAGAAUAUAGUCUGCCAGUCUACAUAGACUGCAUAAACCAAAUAAUGCAUUACAGUCAGAGUUACUCAAUAGUGGCUGAUACAGCUUAGCUAUGCUUUAGCUUGGAAGUUCACUGCUGUCUCAGGAGUUUCUAAAAAUUCACUGAACUCAGCUGCCAGGACCCAUUCUUACCUACAGUGAUUGAUGCAAUGUUUUGACACUGCUUAAUUUAAUUUUUGUGUAUAUUCCUUUUCUAUUUUUUUAGUGCUCAAUCCUGAAUAUUCCUUACUCAGACAAGUAGGCUUAUUAAAGACGGUGAGGACUAUUCACUUGUUAGAACCGGCAAGACUAACAGUAUUUAUAGGUGCUUCACGCUAGCCAAAGUAAGGAACUCAGCGAAUAAAUACAUUUGUUUUAUUAGCAAUAACCAACUAAUUCAACUUCACGGAGGUAGCUGUAACUGGUUUUCUAAA
Messenger RNA from Pelodiscus sinensis (Chinese soft-shelled turtle), 5027 nucleotides. It is a transcript of the gene CCNK, whose product is annotated as cyclin K. Gene Ontology annotation, molecular function: cyclin-dependent protein serine/threonine kinase regulator activity. The record is from RefSeq and is a predicted model, not a curated record. NCBI's taxonomy places the organism in Eukaryota, Metazoa, Chordata, Testudines, Trionychidae. Gene Ontology annotation, biological process: regulation of transcription by RNA polymerase II.